AUGAAUGCGAAUCUUUUACAUUUGCUUUUAGCCAUUGUGUUUACUGCCACUAUUACCGGCAUUCACGCUUAUCGUACUGGUGAUCUUGACAGACCUGUUGAUGAAAGUGACGCAAACGAAGGAAUAAACGACUUCGAUUCUGAAUACGAUGAAGAAAACAGAGAAAGUAACGAAAUCAUUUACAAUGAUUCACGUGAUACAAUGGACAUUUCUUCCGAAUAUGAUAUCGAACAACUCUGUUCAUUAACGGAUAGCCUCGAGCAAUUCUACGAAGGUAACUGCAUGGGUAAUACAAAUCAAUUUGUUAAUGAAGAUGACGUGAACUCAGCAUUCGGCGAGAUGUCCUUCGACAAUCAUCCUGGUGAAAAUGAAGUCAUCGAGAAUCAUGACAAUGUUCCAGAUGAUACAGUGGACAUUUCUACCGAUUUAGACGUUCAUAUACAAGACAUGUGUACAGUCAUAUAUAACUUUUUUCACUUUCAAAUUCAACAAUGUUCACGCAAUUCAAGUCAAUUUGUUAAUGAAGAUGACGUGAACUCAGCAUUCGGCGAGAUGUAUGACAAUGUUCCAGAUGAUACAGUGGACAUUUCUACCGGACAAGAAUGGUUUGAUAGCAUACACUCGCGAAUUCUGUUUCUUUUUUGA
Messenger RNA from Schistosoma guineensis, 645 nucleotides. Lineage: Eukaryota; Metazoa; Platyhelminthes; Trematoda; Strigeidida; Schistosomatidae. The record is from the annotation of a GenBank genome assembly.